Molecule: messenger RNA, 789 nt
Organism: Thlaspi arvense
Lineage: Eukaryota; Viridiplantae; Streptophyta; Magnoliopsida; Brassicales; Brassicaceae
Source: the annotation of a GenBank genome assembly
AUGGUCACGUUUAAAGAAGAAAAAUGGAACGGUCUCGGCGUAGGAAAUCUGUUGGUUUCUGCCAACGGAACCGUACAUGCAUCUCCUCCAUAUCUACCCAUUAGGGCAUUUGGCCGGUUUGAUGGUUACAAAAUCUCAAACCCUUGCGACGGUUUGAUUUGUCUCUAUACCUUUACUCGUAUUAUCAACCUUGUCAAUCCCGCCACCACUAGCCGCCGCAGACUCCCUGAUCCCAGGCCUGACGGCGGGGUUAGUCAUCCUAUUUUGAUAGGGAUCGGAAGAGAGAAUAGUGCGUGUCCAAGGUAUAAGCUAGUGUGGUUUUUCGAGUCUUAUGACAAAGGGAUGUGCAAUACUACAAGGUGCAUGGUUUUUGCUCUAGACUCUAACACUUGGAGAAACGUAGAUCCGCCUCAUGAUUGUCGAGUUCACUAUGACCAUCCUCUAAUACACUUGGAAGGAGUGAUGUAUUGCUUCGCCCACUCGAGGUGGGAUCUCAAGCUACUCGCUUUUGAUCUCCACACAGAGACGUCGCAAAGCUUCUCAAUUACUCCGGAUAUCGGGGUUAGCUACUUCGAUAAAUUAAUCAUGCGCCUUCUUAACCAUCGCUUAUGCAUCUUCAAGAGCUUUGUCGAUAAGGACGACCUCGUUCUCAAGAUCUGGGGUCUAGACAUGAACAAGAGAUCAUGGGAAGUGAUGUAUUCCAUAGAUUUAUCUUGUCUUCCCCCGGAAUUCAAAGAAUCGAGGAUCUCCCCGAUAGAGACGAUCCACAAUUAUGUCAUCAUUUCAAAU